AUGACUGAACCAGGGGACGAGGACGAUCUCUUUGCGGAUCUGUACGACGCGGAUGAAUCAACGAAUCGCACAACGUCAGCAGCAGACGUUCCUAGACAGGACGAUUCAGCUUCCCUGGGCCCAGCUGCGCAGCCUCCGGCCACUUCAAGCUGGGAAGCCGCUCCCGAGCCGCUAGCUGUGCAAGACCCUUACCAGGCAUCUGGCUUUGACCAUGGCUAUCAGAAUGGUUCCGGGAGUGUCGAUGCUGGCUCUGUCCCUCGCAUGGCUGCCCCUGCGGAAAAUGAACCACAGGCAGGGACAGGAAUCAAAGAAGACGGGAAAAUGUUUAUCGGUGGUUUGAACUGGGAGACUACAGAUCAAUCUCUGAGAGACUACUUCUCUCAGUUCGGCGAGGUCCAGGAGUGCACCGUUAUGCGAGACAGCGCUACCGGCCGCUCGCGUGGCUUUGGAUUCCUCACUUUCCGAGACCCAAAAACAGUUAAUACGGUUAUGGUCAAGGAGCACUACCUGGAUGGCAAGAUUAUUGACCCCAAGCGGGCAAUUCCUCGUGACGAACAAGAGAAAACCAGCAAAAUCUUCGUCGGUGGUGUAAGCCAGGAAGCGACAGAGCAGGACUUCAAGCAGUUCUUCACGCAAUUCGGCCGGGUCGUCGAUGCCACUCUCAUGAUCGACAAGGAUACCGGGCGGCCCCGCGGGUUCGGCUUUGUCACAUUCGACAGCGAGGCUGCCGUCGAAGCAGCCCUUUCACAGCCUCUGGACAUACUCGGCAAACCAAUCGAGGUGAAGAAGGCCCAACCGCGUGGCAAUCUUCGCGAUCAAGAGAACCAGCGCGGCCGCGGCCGUGACUUCAACCGCGACAUGAGUCAGGACGGCGGCCAGCAGCAAGGCGCGCAGGGACAAGGUAUGGGCGGCAUGACGCCCCAGAUGAUGGCGCAGUACUGGCAACGUAUGCAGCAGUAUUUCGCAAUGAUGCAGCAGCAGAUGGCCAUGGCCAAUUCCCAGGGCCAAGGAAUGGGCGGCGGUAUGGGCAUGGGAGGCAUGAACCCUGCUAUGAUGCAGCAGAUGCAACAGAUGCAGCAGAUGCAGAUGAAGCCUCAACAGGGCAGUGGCGGCAUGAGUCCCAAUCCGCAGAGCCCCGGUUCCCAGCAAGGCAUGCAGAAUAUGAUGAACUCGGCUAUGAUGCAGCAGAUGCAGCAGAACCAGGGUCAGGGACAGAUGAGCGGCGGCGGCAAUGGUAGUGCUAGCCCCGGCCCCAAUGCUGCGUACAACUCCCAAGCAGCUGCUGCCGGUGGCCCUGGAUACAACGCACAGGAACAGAUCGCCUUCGAACAGCAAAAAUAUGAGCAGCAGCAACAGACUCGCCGCGUCAUGGACAACCGCGCAUUUUCACCCUACCAGCAGGGCGGCCCGACUUCGUGGGAGGGCAUGUACGAUGAAGUGCCUCAGCCCAACAUACCUACGGGGCCUCAGGGUAUGGCCCGUGGUGGCAGUAUGGGACGCGGUGCAACACCGCAGCCGCAAAGCACAGCGCCCGCCAAUGCCCCAACGGGACCCCGAAACGCUGGCAAGCCUGGCGCCAAUUACCGCGGCGGUGGUCGUGGAGGACACCGGGGGUUCCAUCCUUAUUCUCGCGGCUAG
Molecule: messenger RNA, 1638 nt
Organism: Penicillium riverlandense
Lineage: Eukaryota; Fungi; Ascomycota; Eurotiomycetes; Eurotiales; Aspergillaceae
Product: RNA-binding protein
Exons: 6
Coding region: 1-1638 (545 amino acids)
Molecular function (GO): RNA binding
Source: RefSeq, a predicted model, not a curated record